This is a messenger RNA of Rotaria sp. Silwood2, 789 nucleotides long. Lineage: Eukaryota; Metazoa; Rotifera; Eurotatoria; Philodinida; Philodinidae. The record is from the annotation of a GenBank genome assembly.
AUGUUUGAACAAGAAAUGGCCGAAUUAAUUGAUGUUAGUGAUGAUCCAAAUUGUGCAAAAUGUGAUGGUCGAGCAGUAUGUAUACGUCUAUCGAAUACAAUUGGUGUCAGCUGUGUAUGUCUUCCCGGCUUUGCUCUAUCGUCUUCAACAGGUCGUUGUAUUCUUCAAGAAAUUCCGUACAAUGGUAUAUGCGAUAGUCGUUAUGAAUGUUUUAAUGGAGGCUAUUGUUCAAAUGUGACAAGUAAAUGCGUAUGUUUAUCAGGUUAUGGUGGUCUUAUGUGUGAAUUGGACAUAAAUGAAUGUGCAAGUAAUGAUCGAGUUUGUGGUUCACAUUCUUGUACAAAUCUACCAGGAGAUUAUAAAUGUGAUUGUGAUUUUUUUCAUUCAGGAAAGCAAUGUCAAAAAAUUAGUGCUAUAGGUCUUUUUGUGGUAAUUAUUUCAACAAUUGCAGUCAUAUUAAUCUUUAUCUUCCUUAUUUUAUGUGCUAUUCGUACAUUUUUUACUUAUCGCUUAUCAAAACGAGUUUCGAGAGAACGUGAACUUCAACUUCAAAAUCCAUGUUUGGCUACAUUAACGACCGGUGGUAUGAGAGGAGAUGAUCUAUUAUCAAAUGGACUAUCAUUUAUUCGUCCUAUUGGUCAUCGAAUCUAUGUACCAAUGGAAACAAGCUUUCUUAAUGCAAUGCGUUUUCAAGCCAAUAUAGAUGAUGAUGAGAAAAAACAGAUUCAAUCACCACCGAAAUAUAUUACAAAUCUUAAUGAUUCAGUGAUUAAUAUCAAUGCGAAUUAA